CGCCAUCUGUCCGAGAGCACCCAACAAAGGAAAAAUUUCCACUCGCAACUCUGGUAAUACUUUCGCAGAAAAGAAAAAGUAAAGUGGUCUCUGUAUUUGGGAUUUCUUUUGUUAAAUGAGAAGUUAAAUGCAAUUAAAGGUUUAGAAAUAGGAUUUUAAUUGUUGAAACAUAAAUAUUUGCAUUCAAUUUUGUGAAAUUAUGUGACAAUAUAAAGAUAAGUUUUUUCUUGUAUAUCAACCGUUCUGUAAACUAUGGUGCGACUUUGACGCUCACUAUCGAAUUUCGAAAUCGCCAUUUGUGUGAACAAACGCCUCUAAAAAAGAGAUUUUACUUUUUAAAACUUGAAAAACUAAUUACAAACUUCAGUAUUUUCGUUGGAUUUAGUGACAGGAACAGUGCUUGGAGUAGCAGUAUUUUGAUCGUGCUAAAAAAUCUUUGUUAGUGACUUAUUAGACGUGAAGGACGAAGUGCGAAAAAGAUUAUCUCGCGGCGAUGUAAAUGUCACAGAUCUUGUUUUUUUUUCACUCCUGUUUUCAUUAAAAUUUUCCGGGUAAAUUUCCAUUUCACUAUCAAUCACGAUGUGUGAACAAACUAAUGCAUAUGAUGAUGGUGAUAUCGUGUGGGUAAAACUCAGCAAUUGCUGGUGGCCUGGAGAGGUAUGCAAAGAAUCUCGACUUCCUGAUGACUUGGUGAACUCCCUCAAGAAGAAACCCUUUGCUGUCGUGAAAUUCUUCCAAGAAGAUGCUUACGAAUACGUCAAAAAUAUAAACAAUAUCUACAAGUACCAAUGCAGUCGAAAGGGCGAAUUUAUCCGGAAAGGAUUAGAUCUUCACAAAUCCAAUCAUAAGUAUAUGGAAAAGUUUCCGGCAGAUGUAACUACAGCAGAAAAAUUGACAGGGGGUGAUUUGGAUAUCGUCCAGAAAAUACAAUCUUCUCCCCAAAAGAGCACUACAUCUGCAUGGUCAGAUGUUUUCAAUAAUGGAAAAGUAAAAAAAGGAAAAAAGACUCUGGGUUUGAGUCCCACUACUAGAGAUAGAAGGAUUAAUAAAAUCCCAAAGAAGAAUGUAUCUCCUGCUACAAAGACUUUUCUUAGCAAACCUCGUGAACAUGAGGUUCGUUUUCUAAGUGGCAAUUCAUCAGCAACUAAAACAAACACAGAAAGUUCCCCAGGACUUUACAAAUGCCAUGCAUGUCCAUUUUCCUGCAAUCGUAUAAAUGUUAUUGUACUGCAUUCAAAGACACACAGUACUGAAACUGUAUCUAACACACAUAUUAAAAGGCCCACGAGUCCUAAGUCAAAAGCCAAACGCCCAAUUCUUUCAAAGAUUGUUACCCCGCUUGAACACUUGUCUGAUGAUGAAGUAACCACUAGGGUAGCCAAAUGUGUAAGUGUUCAAACACCCGUAGUGAAGCCACCAAAGAAGCGAGGAAAGCGCAAAAUAUCUGAGACCCUUAAUGAAAAUUCCGUGAAUGUUGAACAAACAGACGUAAAGAUUCCAGAAGUUAAGCAACCAAUGAAGAAAAGAAAGACAGAUCUGGAGUGGAAGAAUGAAUUGUUGGCGGAUUGGAGUGAAGAUGAAGAAGCAGAGCAAUCAUCUGAAAAUAAUUGUUUACAUACAAAGGAAUUAGAAAACAAGGAAGAGAAUUUUCAACGUUCGGCUGAGAUUGAUAAAAUGAAUCAAGUGCCAGUGAUUGAGCAAAAGAAGGAAAAAGUGAAAUCACCCCCAAUAAAAUACAGAAAUAUCCCGAAAAAAGACAGAAGGGAUAUUGUUCUUGAGAGUGGAGAACUAAUGGAAAUUAAUAAGCCAAACACAUCUAUUCAGGUACCAAUAGCAGAAACAUUGUUACAGGAGGUGAAAGAUCAGCCAGAGGUUAAAGAUAUCAUGGAAAAAACAAAUAUCUCAACAACGGAGGUAAAUUUAGAUGCAUCAAGAAGACGAUCAUCAAGAAGGAAAAUCAAAACACACACAUUGGACGACGACGAACAAUCAAAUAAAACAAUAGAUGACCAAGAGACUAAGAAAAUUUCUUUAUUGCAAGAAAAUUGUAGUCAAGAGACUGUUCAGAAAGAAUCUUACGAUUCUGAACUGCGUAAUGAAGGGUUAUCUGCACCUUUAACAAUUCAAAGUUCCGCAAAGUCAAUAUCUUGCUUUGAUUUUCAGGAAGAUGAGGAAGAUAUGGUUCUCGACUCAAUAUCGAGGCAUCGUCAGAAAAAGUUGCAUGCUAGUGAAUUUAGUAUUGCAAAGAAAGCAAAAAAAUCAUCUCGUCAGGUAGAUGAACUCAAAGAUGAAAAACUCUGUUCGGAUAUUGAAAGUCUCCUCAAAGCCACUGUAAUUCCUCAAAUUCCCGAAACGCCUAAAUUUGAUAAGGUAGAUCAAGCAAAGGAGUUGUCUCCGACCAAAGAGCUAAACAGGGAGAUUGCUCUACCGCCUAAAGAGAGAGGAAAGAGGAUCUUCAAGUCUAAAAAUCGAAGCAAGUCAGGUUCAUGUGAAGUGGAAGAUGAAAAAACGCCACCUAAGGCAAAAUCGAGGGAGUCUACAGAGAAAAUUGAAAUUUUUAACAUGGAACACACUCGAGGUUCUAUAUCACCAUCAAAAGAACCAACUGAAUCCGAUCUCCAAAUUGCUCAAACACUAAUUGAUCUGCCAGAUCAUACUCCACCGCUGAAUCCUCUUAAGGAUGGCACUAGUAGCAAUUAUAUAAAAAAUGAAUACGGUUUUAGUGAUUGUAAGGAGACUAACGCAGCUGAAGUUCUCAUGAACUUAGGCAACCUCACAGAAACACGCUCUAAGGAUACAAACAAAAGUGAAGAAAUCGUGAAUGUAUCACCGUCAAAAUCUACAAAACAAUUUUCUUCCAGCGGGAAACUAUACUCCCCUACGACAGUUGAUGAAACACAAAUUAAAUUGCCUGAAAAUAUAACGGUUACUAAAGUGAUAAAGCCAGCACUUACAUCCCCAAAUCAAUCAAAAACCAUCAAAGAAUAUAAAAUACUCACCACCAUUGAAGACAAAUCCAGUGAAAAACCAGACAUUGUAGAGAGAGUUAAGAUUAAGAAAGGAAUACCGAAAAAACGGAAGCCAAAUAUCGAUAUCUCCGAUAAUACCUCUGUAGUAGAGGAAUUGGAAGUAAAGAAUACAGGAAAAGAAGUAGUAAGGGUACCUUCACCACCAGCAUCUCCUAAAAAAAUCAUAAAGAUAAAAUCACAGAUGAAAUCUCCAACACAAGUUGGCACGGUGUCUCAAGAUAAUAUUUUUGAUAUAAAAAAUAUGCCAAUAGUACUCACUGAUGAGCCUCUGCCUGUGGACUCCGUUGUUAUGUCUGAGACUAAAUCAUUGCCAUCGAAAAGUACAUCAAUGACCAGCAAUGGACAAGAGCAAGGGAUGAUUAUAUCUAAAUUUGGAAAAUCUGAGGAUAUUGUUAUAAACCAGUCUGCAUUACUUAAAAAAGUAAAACUUAUUGAUAGUGAAAAGGAGCAGCAAAUGGAUAGUUCUAUUUCUGAGCGAAUUACUCAGAAUGAACAUAAAUUCACUACAAGCAUCACAGAAAGGAAAAUGAUGAAGUUGCCGCCAAAGAAGUUGAAAGACAAUGUAUUGAGCGUUUCUAAAAGUGAAAUAUAUGGUACAAAAUUUACGCCACAGAAUGUCGCUUCUGGAAAUUCAGUAAUGCUUACUAAGUCACAUGCUAAAUUGUUAGGACAACGGUCAUCACCAACGAAGAUUCUUUAUUCUAGUGAAAAUCAUAACAUAAUUUCAUCGACAACAGAGACAUCAUCGGCUUUGGUAUCGAACUCUCAAAUGUUUCAAGGAAAAUUAUGUGGGCAAAUUGUGAUAACGAGCAAAGGUAAAGUUAUCACAAAGCAAAGUGAUGCGGUUACAACAACCUCUUCUGCAUCGCUUACGGCAGAAGUAUCGUCCUCCUUUAGGAUAACAGACAGCGCAAAAAUUUCAACCAGUAUCUCAAAGAUGGCCAUAAAGUCACCAGCAAAAAUUCACGUACAAUCCCAACAAAUAAUCUAUAAACCACCGAAAGAAGUCAAUAAAUCCGUGUCUAAGACAGUGUAUGUUCAGCAACCCAAAAAGUCUUCAGACAAAAUGGAAAUAAGUAGUUUUGUGGAAUCUCAGAGGAAGGUUUUCAGAAGAAUCAAGAAACCAACACGACUUGAAACGCUUGAUGCUGCUGGUCAUUCGUCGACAAAUACUCAAAAAUCACUGCAUCAAACAAUUGGGGUGCAAGAUUUACCACCAUUAGCGCCAAUCAGCAGUGAAACUCUACUGAGCAAUUGUGUGAAAAAAGUAGUAUCGUCAACUACGAAGCAAGUUGAUGAAUCAGCUGUGCGGUUAAAAACCACUUCUACUAAGAGUAGUAAACAAACGGGAUAUAGUUUUGAAGGAGCUAAAGUGAAAAAAGCAAGUACUAGUUCAAACAGAGAGAAAUCCGAAACAUUAUCAAUGAGCACUGAGAGUACAGGAAUUUGUUCAAGCAUUCAUAAUAUUGAGAAUUCAUCAAAUAUUCAAGACAGUCAGUUGCUGGCAAUUCCUGGAGAGUCAUUUGGUGGGCCUGCAAACUCAUUCUUUCUAUGUACAUUAGAUAAUGGAACAUUCAUACCAAUUGACAAUCAACCAUUAUACUUGGAUGCAUCGAAUCAACUUGUUCCUCAACCACCGGACAUUAUAACGACGACAUCCAGAGAGAUUGGGAGUGAUAUUGAACUGGCACAUGAUGCCAUAUUAGAGGUGCAGGACAAUGAGCAAAUUAUGGUUGAGAGUGAUCAAGGGUCUGCAGAUGGGACAGUUGGUUGUGAGACCAAAUAUGUUCUUAACACAGGAAAUGGUCAACAAAUCUUACUUGAUCAGCAGAGCCUCUUGGCCAUUGCUGCAGGUGAUAUUCCACGAUUAGUGACACCUGAAGGGCAAGAGUUGAUCUUUCAAGGAUCUUCUCAAGAUAUUCUGUCUUCAAUUGCUCUGAAUCAAACAGAAUUGGGAGUUUUAAGUGAUGGACAGCAAAUAAUUGUUCCUGAGGGUAUGGUAAAUUCCCCAAGUCAAGAUAUUCUGGCAGUCGCUUUAGCUGGAACAGAGGUUUUCUCACAAGAUAAUUUAAUUGCUGAUGUACCACAAAUUCCAGCUGCAAAUCCAGCUCAGGUAUCAGAAACAAAUGCUGUUUUGACUCAGCCCCCAAUAAUGUCGACACUGGAAGUACCCUCGAAAACGGAAAAUAUAGGUCAGAAUGUGGCACUCGAAGCUGGAUUUUCCACACAAAAUUUAGACGAUAGUUUAGCGGUUAUUGGUGUGACAGGACAUCAGACCAAUGUACCUACAUCUCUAGAACUCCCUAUUACAGUUACUAAUCCUGCAAUUGCACCAAAAACGACGACUUCACCCAUGAGCCUGACAUCCAUUUAUCUGCCUUCUGUAUCAACAUCUUCAUCUCAAAUGUCUCCUUCAAUUCCUAUUGUUGAAGAAAUAUUUUCAGGGACAAACAGUGUGUUGGAAAUGUAUCAAACAAGUGGAGGUGAGGAGAAGAAUCAAGUUAAGAAUAUGUCGAAUGAAGUGGAAGUAGAAACAACAGAAAAAGAUACCUUGGAAGCUUUGGAUGAUAUAAUAGAAGAAACAACGGCUGGAAGUGAAAAUGCUGUGGAAAUUGAUUCAUUCAAUGGGAAUGAUAUUGUUCCUGUAACACCUGAAUCCCUAACUAAUCAUGGCACAAACACACCUGAUUUGCAUUUUAAUGAUGAGGAUGGGAAUAGCUCCCAUUCGAGCGAGAUUCCCAUUCAACCAGAUUUGAUAUUGCGACCAGAGGAUUUUACCUCAUCAAAUGAAGAUGUCAUUGAUAGUGAUGUUGCCGAGAAUAAUCCUUCAACAAGUGAAGUAUCGAUUUUUUUAGAGAAUCUAACAAGAAACUCAAUGAGUACCUGUAGCGAUUCUACAAAUCAAAAUUCAAACUUGCUGCAGGAAUUAGCUGAAAUGGAUAAAGAACCGACAGGGGCUUGCGAAAAGAACACAAGUUAAGGUGAAUAUGAUCACUUUUAAGUGGAAAAGAUUUGUGCAAAUAAUACAAAUCAGAAAAUUACAUUUCCAUAAUUUUCUUUUAUAAAUGGAAAUACAAAUUAUUUUGUGUAUAUAUUUAAAAAAAAAGUGCCCAAAGGGCAUAAUUUUUUAGAAAAAAAUGAAAUACUAAGGAAAAUUGCAGAUUUAUUGUCCUCUACAUAUUAUAUUCUAAGCAAAAAAACAUAUACCAGAUAAAAAAUAUAUGAAUUAAUGAAUAUACAUACAUAAUGUAUUGUCUUAUGUAAAUUCUUUACUAAUAUUGGAAUUAAUUUAUGAUAAGGAGAUAAUGCACAUAAUAUAAGUAAAACUAUCUCCGAUUUAAGCUAUAACUUAUUUUACAAGACAAUGGGGAGAAAAGUUAGUUUUCAUCCUCGUAUUAAACUAUAAUAUGAAAAUUAGAUUUUAUUGAAGUCCAUUGUAGAAGUUAUUUCUGUUGGACAAUGAAAAAAUUUAAGAGAAGAAAAACUAUGGAUAAAUCAAUUGAGAUAGUGUCUCCAAACAUAGUAAAUAAUAGUUUUAUGUAACAGUCUAUUUUGGUUAUAAAGAAUUUUCAUAAUUAUCCCAAGUACUAUAGAACUAUAAUUGUAACCAUUUAUAAUAAAAUAAAUUUUAAAUAAAAUAUAAA
Molecule: messenger RNA, 6673 nt
Organism: Phlebotomus papatasi
Lineage: Eukaryota; Metazoa; Arthropoda; Insecta; Diptera; Psychodidae
Exons: 6
Coding region: 580-6009 (1809 amino acids)
Source: RefSeq, a predicted model, not a curated record